UAUAAGGGGAAAAAUGGCGGCUAAGCGUCGGUGCGCUGUAGCUGGCUGUCAAGUGAUGUAUGGAAAAGAAAACUCUAAAGGAAACGGAAUAACUUUUUUCCAGAUUCCACCAUCCUCUUUCACUGAUUGGAAGUCGUUGGUUUCUUCCAGUAAUUUGACGUCUCAUUCCCGUUUGUGUAGUCGUCAUUUUGACGAUGCCGACAUUGUGAAGGGUAGGAAAAUUGGAGGAACUUUUUUCCCAUUUCAACGUUGGAACUUGAAAAGUGAAGCAAAGUCCAAGCAUUUACUGAACCUUGAUCAACCAGUGCCAACCCGAGGACUGAAGAGUUUUAGACAGCCAUUUCAAGAGAGGCCCAACGAUAACUACAAAGGGAAAACCCUGGUCCAUCGUACAAGUUCCAAGGUUCAGAGCAUACAGAAUAUUUAACAAACCUGUUAAAUGAUGUGUUCGACAUAAUGAAUGCAAAAUUCUGUAAGGAAGGGAUAACUGUUCUGAAUUGGUUACCUAAAAAGAAAAAGCUCGAGGAGAUGCUUGUAGUUAUGAAAAGAACAGAAAUGAUUUAUUUCCAAUCAGACAUCAGAGAAAAAAUGUCUUCUACGACGACCAUCCAUGUAUGGAGAACUUCGAUCCAAAGCACCAUAGCAAUUACCGAAAAGCUCUUCUCUGAAAAUUAUGGCUUUGUUCUCACAGGUAAAUUCAACCAGGAUGUCCUAGAGAGAUUAUUCAGGAUCGUUCGAUCAGUUGAUAGCCACCCAACGGUGACGUCUUUCUUGCAAAUAAUGAGAUAUGUCUCUUUGCUCGCUCGACUGAAUACGGUCGUAAAAUGAUCAAGCAUCGAUAGCAGUGAGUAAAUUGUAGUAUUGGCGACCAUCUCAAAAUGCCUUCAACAUAAAGCAAAGCAAUCCGAUAUCGCUGCAGCUGACCUUAAAAAGUGUAUGGAAGAUAUUCUGCUGAAGGAACUAACUUCUAGAUAUGUAGACUCACUUCCAGAACGAGAAAAAGUCGACUAUAUUAAUGAUAUCGCUAUAUAUGAUGUAUGUGGAUACAUGUUAAAAGCACGACCGUCUGUAACAGUAUUUCUUGAUUGUAAACAUUCAGUGCAAUGCGACGAAUUAGAAUUACCACCUGAUUUCAA
Molecule: messenger RNA, 1136 nt
Organism: Daphnia magna
Lineage: Eukaryota; Metazoa; Arthropoda; Branchiopoda; Diplostraca; Daphniidae
Exons: 5
Coding region: 14-427 (137 amino acids)
Source: RefSeq, a predicted model, not a curated record